GGUAUCAUAUCAUACUAUGCUCAGGGCCAUAGCGGGGUCAUAUUGAAUCCUUCUAAGGCCCAUUCGCUGCAUGACGUCUACUUCACUCAGCCUUGCCAUACUUUGCAGACCCACUACACCUACUAAUAUAGGAAGAUUGGGCUACACUUUAUGGGCAGACUUGCAGGGGCCUACCGUCAGUAAGCUUACCGGCGAGACAGGAAGAGAACGCUCAAGCGCCACCAAGAUAGACAUAUAUGCAGUAGAUAGCUCAGAAAUCUGUUGGUGCUUUUGAAAUACAGCGCUUCUCCGCGAGCCCGAAGUCGCUCAUCGACAAGUAUGACGCGGUUUAAGAACUGCGGCGCAGCAGUGGUGCUGCCCUGCGCACCAGCUUGGUCGUUCGGAGGGAAACACAAGGGCGAUGAACUCAGUCCAGGACCCGGCGCCGGCGCCUACCCCGAUGCCACCGACUGGAACACCGCCAGCACUCGCUUUGGCGGCCCCCCUGGGCUGCAAAAUCGGCCCUGGCAAAACUCCUCAGCUCCAUACACCGGGCAACGCUACCUUAGACCGGACUACCUAAGCCAAAACCCCAAGGGGCCGGCCUGGAGCUUCGGGCAGCGCAACGGCAAAGACAACGGGCUGGGCCCCGGCGUGGGAGCCUACAGCCCCAACACCAACACCUUCAACUUCGGCAGGCAGCGGCACAGCACGUGGGGCCCGCCGCCCCGCCCCCGGCCGCCCAGCGCGCCGCCGCGGCAGCGGCCCGAGUCGCCCGACCGGCGCAAGUCCCGCAUGCCGCCCGGGUUCAGCUUCAAGGGCAAGUACCCGCCCGGCCGGAACACGGACUCGCCCGGCCCCGCCUACAACCCCUGCUGCGGGAAGGGCGGGUGCUGCGACGCCUGCGACAAAUACCGGGGCCCGUCCUUCGGCAUCAGGCACGCUAUCCACCAGGAGCCGCCCGUGCCGCCGCCGGACUGGUAUCACGUGGGCUGCAGCACGCUGGGCGCCGCCGCCGCCGGCUGCAAUAGCGGCGAGGACGCCAACUACCACCGCCCCACGCGCCGGGACCACGCCUACGCCAGCGGCAUUCGGCCAUAGAGGGGAGGCGAGGGGGCAGGCGAGGGGGCGGCGAGGGAGGAGGCGAGGGAGGAGGCGAGGGAGGAGGCGAGGAGGCGAUGGCGGGGGAGCAGGUCGCGCGGCUAUCGGCGGCGCAUGUGCUGCGCCCUUGUGGGGCGGGAGCAGGGCCUUGUGGCGCUCGCCGCCGCCCAGGUCUGCCACCAGGGCCUUGUCGUUAGAAAAGGACAGUACUGGUAACAUGUGUGCAUGGAUGUGUGUGUACUGCGUUGUGUCCAAUUGUUGUCGAGGUUGGCCGUGCGGCGGGUGUGCGGGCCUGCGGGGGCCCUAGCUUGUGGGGGUGUAUGGACUAGGGAGGAGUACAGCGAGCUAGGCAGCAGGCGGGUUUGGAGUCAGCAGGUUCGGCUGGGGAGGAAAUGAGGAGGAACAGCUGGCGUCGAGUGACACAGCGGUCACAGUGAUAUGCGGCACGUCAGGUCGAAGAGUCUGUCGUCAGACUAAACUGCCUGUGAUGAAGAUAAGACAUGAAGAGUGCGAAUAGGUAUGUUCCAGUUUGCAAUGCUUUUAAGGGCAGUGAUGGCUCGGCUCGUGUCAGGGGUCUCGUAUUACGUCGUCAGGCAGCCUGUGUGCUGUGGCGCUGGGUGACGCGGGCAAGCCGGGUCAGGGGACCCCUUGACCCUUGGAUGGUUUAUAUGUUGGUGGAUUCAUUGCUAAAGCAGUUAGGCAAGGACUCGAAGGUCUGCAGCUGUGUCGCUGCAUCAUGUGCGAACAAAUGGCACGGCGCCCCAGCGAAAUAGGUUCCCAGGAGUAUGCCGUCUCGGCAAUGCGGCAGUUCCAUUCAUGUGUACACGUAUCCAGUGUACAUUGUAAACAAGACUUGAG
Molecule: messenger RNA, 1938 nt
Organism: Chlamydomonas reinhardtii
Lineage: Eukaryota; Viridiplantae; Chlorophyta; Chlorophyceae; Chlamydomonadales; Chlamydomonadaceae
Exons: 5
Coding region: 319-1080 (253 amino acids)
Source: RefSeq, a predicted model, not a curated record